Molecule: messenger RNA, 1343 nt
Organism: Anoplopoma fimbria (sablefish)
Lineage: Eukaryota; Metazoa; Chordata; Actinopteri; Perciformes; Anoplopomatidae
Product: PDZ and LIM domain protein 3-like
Exons: 7
Coding region: 97-1044 (315 amino acids)
Biological process (GO): muscle structure development; heart development; actin cytoskeleton organization
Cellular component (GO): filamentous actin; stress fiber; adherens junction
Molecular function (GO): actin binding; muscle alpha-actinin binding
Source: RefSeq, a predicted model, not a curated record
CUGCCUUUGCUCUUUAACUUUGUUCCCCGCUGCGUUCAGUUCACCGUCCGUGCUGUUGUUCUCAGACAGCGGGGAGGGGGGGAACAUUAAAGGGUCAUGCCACUCAAAGUCGUGUUGGACGGUCCGGCCCCCUGGGGGUUUCGCCUGACGGGAGGAAAGGACUUCAGCCAGCCGCUGACCAUCUCCAGGGUCACCCCCGGCAGUAAGGCCGCCGUAGCCAACUUGUGUGCCGGCGACCUCAUCCUGGCCAUCGAGGGAGUCCCAGCCACAGACAUGAUGCACUGUGAAGCCCAGAACAAGAUAAAGGAGUCCAUCCAUCAGCUCAGUCUUACCGUUGAAAGGAAUGAAUCAAGACUGUGGUCACCGCGUGCUGUGGAGGACGGUAAAGCUCACCCGUAUAAAAUGAACCUAGAAGCAGAACAGCAGGAAUUUAAACCUAUCGGCACUGGUCACAACCGGAAAGCUCAGCCGUUUGUUGCGGCCGCGAACAUCGACGACACGCAUCAGGUGGUCAGUUCAGCCUACAACACCCCGAUAGGCCUCUACUCCUCAGGCAACAUCCAGGACGCCAUGGAGGGCCAGAUCCGAGGCCUGGUUCUACCCAAGCCUGAGAGCCCCAGGACUUUGGUCAGCAUCGAGGAUUCUGACGUGUACCAGAUGUUACAAAGAGACCAGGAGGAGCCCCAGGAGCCUCGGCAGUCCGGCUCAUUUAAAGCCCUGCAGGACUUUAUCGACAGUGACGGCACUCGUCCCAUUGUGACCAGGACGGUUAAAGCCCCGACAACCAGACCGACUCCGCCCACAGGAAACCUGCAGAAACUGCCUGUCUGCGACAAGUGUGGGAAUGGGAUUGUCGGGACGGUGGUCAAAGCACGAGACAAAUAUCGUCACCCCGGUUGCUUUGUGUGCUCCGACUGUGACGUCAACCUCAAACAGAAGGGCUAUUUCUUUGUGGAGGGGCAGCUGUACUGUGAGACUCACGCUCGGUCUAGAAUGAGACCACCGGAGGGACACGACCUCAUCACAACUUUCCCUUCUGCAUAGAGUCACGACAAACACAUCAGACACACAUAGAAACAGACACUUCUGUGUCCUACAUCUGUGUGUAUCUGCGCUUGUUUAUCUGAUGUUGUCUGUGUGCAAUAAUAUAUCGAUAAGAAUACACUUUACUCUCUGAACUUUACAGCAAGAUGUUUUCUGUGUAGAAAGGUUUCACAGUUGAACAGCCUUUGUUUAAAGAGCCCAGCAGCAGUGACUACAAAAAAAACACACUGAGACUUGCCACUUUCAUCCUGCUAGUUUCUCAUAAUUCGAUGUCUUGUCAAUAAAGACCUCAGCUCAAA